Mucor mucedo is the source of this 768-nucleotide messenger RNA. RefSeq names its product phosphatidylethanolamine-binding protein. NCBI's taxonomy places the organism in Eukaryota, Fungi, Mucoromycota, Mucoromycetes, Mucorales, Mucoraceae. The transcript has 4 exons. Bases 140 to 688 code for a protein of 182 amino acids. The record is from RefSeq and is a predicted model, not a curated record.
GUGUGAUGUUCUCCUGAAAGUUAGACAAAAAAAAAACCGUGGGGACUGUGACCGUACUUUAGUUGCAUGAUAAAAACCUGUUUUUCCUUUUCUUAUUCUUCUCCACAUUUUGAACUUUGUAUUUGAAAAAAAUUAAAAAAUGGGAUUUAUCACUGCAGAAAUGAACUUGAACGGUACUCUUGAAAAGUACAAUAUUAUUCCAGAUGUUUUACCAAGUAAAGUAUCUCCUUCUACUUUAUUGCAAGUGGAUUACGGACCAAAGGAUGUAGCCCUCGGUAAUGAAUUAACACCCCAAGAUACAACCCAGCAACCGAGCAUUUUUUUUGUUGCUCCUGAUGAAUCAGCCUAUUAUACUUUGGUCAUGACUGAUCCUGAUGCACCCUCCGUACAAGACAAGAAGUUUGGCCCUUGGCGUCAUUGGGUUGUUGUUAACAUCUCAGGCUCGGAUUUAGAGACAGUCAAGAAGGCAGAGAAUCAGCACACGCCUUAUAUUGGACCUGGACCCGGAGAAAACACAGGAACACAUCGUUAUGUAUUUUUGCUCUAUCAACAAAAGGCCGGGAAACAAGACUUUAAGCCCAUGGAGCAUGAAGAAAAAGCUCAUCGUCGCCUCUUUCAAUUACGAGAAUUUGAAGCGGAGAAUCAAUUGGAAUUAGUCACUGCUAACUUCUUUACUUGCCCAACCUAAAAAUGAUACUUUCAUGGAAUAAAAACAGUGUGCAUGUAUGCUUCUUUCUUAUUAAAGAGAUUUUAUAUGUGUAUGAUAAA